AUGCCCAGCUAAUUUUUGGAUUUUUAGUAGAGACAGGGUUUUGCCAUGUUGGCCAGGAUGGUCUCGAACUCUUGACCUCAGGUGAUCUGCCCGCCCCGGCCUCCCAAAGUGCUGGGAUGACAGGCGUGAACCACCGUGCCCGGCCCCCUGUCCUUAAGGAGCUUACAUUCUGGUGCGGGUGACACCGUGAAAUCAGCGUACGGCACAUCAGCUGGUAAUAAACGUCACGGAGGUGAGAACAGCUGUGUCCUCGGGUGACGUCACCUCCUCGGCUCUGCACCCCGCCGUCCACAGGCGUGAAGCUGGAGCUGGGGCUGGCGACCGAGAACCUUCCUGCCUCCCCUCCCCAGCAAGGGGCACGUCCCACCAGGCCCGGACUGCCUGUCUGCCCCUGCAGGGCCCCCGGCUCUGGUGGUGGGCUCGGUGAGCUCUGCUGCCCGGUCUCGGGAGUCUGGGGGAACGCGGCGUCGACCCCUGUGGAGGGAGGACUCGUGUUUCAAGGGCAGAGCCUCAUUACCAUGCACGACCAGCCGCAGCUGAGGCCGCAGAGGCCUUUGGCAGGGGGGCCGGGCCGGCGGCAGGGACGGCCUUGGCGGUGGUGGACGGGAGUGGGGGUCUGUCCUGAACAGGUGGGGGUGGUCCGUGUGCUGGCCCCCACCAUGCGAUUGCACCCCAGGACUCUCGUCCUCCUUCUAAGCCCCAGCAUGUGCCUGGCGCUGCGCGGGUGCUGGAGGCACAGCGGCUUCCACGCAGACGCCCGCAGCACCACAGCCUGUGCGCGGCGCAUCCACGCCCUGUUACAAAUGUUCCAUUCAACGCCUUCUAGCACAUUCACAGAUCGUCCGCCGGCACCUUUAGUUCCAGAACAUUCCAUCACCCCCAAAAGGAAGCCCCAUCCCCUUCAGCAGUCACUCCCAGCCCCUCCCCAGCCCGGACCCCCACGCAUCUGCUUCCUGUCUCUGCGAAUUGGCUGUCUGGACAUCUUGCAUCAAUGCAAUCGGACCGGCUGUGGCCCCCAGGGACUGGCGUCUUUCCCCCAGCGUCAAGUUGGGGGCACAAACAGGUCGCCCUGCCUCACCCAGACCUGGAAAGUCUUGACUCUCAGCUGCACCUCCAUCUCCAGAGAGCAGGGCACUAUUAUCUCCCUCUCCAACCCGUCACCCACACGCAGAGCUGUGGCCAACGACGGAGCAUGGGGUGGCUGAACUGAACACCAGGUGCUGACUCACGGGUCCUCACCUGAAUCGGCCACUGACCGCCUUGGGCAGAGACAUUGAAGUCUCUGAGCCUCAGUUUCCUCUUCUGCAAAAGGGAACUGCAGGGUUCCCAGUCACCUCCCUGGGCUGAGCGAGUGAGAAGUCGGGCAAGGAGGUUCCUUCCGGGGAAGUCUCCACUGGGUGCCGGCUGGGGUCGGGAUCCCAGAGUCCUAAGCCCUGGUCUGCUCCUGGCCAUGUGUUCACCUCAUUCAUUCAUUCAACAAGCAUUCAUUCAUUCAUUCAACAAGCAUUCAUUCAACAAACAUUCAUUCAUUUAACAAGCAUUCAUUCAUUCAAUCAUUCAUUCAUUCAACAAGCACUUAAAAACAAUGCCUGUGUGCCAGGCACUGGUUUUAAGAGAAACAGCAGUGAACAAAACAGACAAAUCCCUGCAUUCUGUCUAUGGGCAAGAAACAGAAUAAACAAGUAAAGCCGACUGUCACGCGGUGGGCCACGGUAUAGGAAAAAACAAACAGGGAAGGGGGGCCUGGGGUUGGCAGAAUGGGGUUGGCAGAAUGAAGGCCUCCCCACAGCCAGCCCGUUCUAAUCCCCGGAACUGCAGAUAAAGCCACCUUACAUGGAAAAAGGGCCUCUGCAGAUAGGAUUAAGUAAGAAUUGUGAGAUCAGGAGAUCAUCCUGGAUCAUCUGGAGGCCCAACAUGCUCACAGGGUCCUCACGAGAGGAGGCGGGAGGGUGAAAGUCAGAGACUGGAAGAGGCUGUGCUGAGGCUAUGGAGAGGGUGGGGCCCUGAGCCAAGGGAUGUGGGUGCCUCUGGGCAAUGGGAUAUGUGGGAACCGGAUUUUCGCCUGGAACGCUCAGGAGGGCCCAGCCUUGGCCAUGUCCUGUUUUUUUUUUUUUUUUUUUUUUUGAGACAGAGUCUCGCUCUGUCACCCAGGCUGGUGCGAUCUUGGCUCACUGCAACCUCUGCCUCCCAGGUUCAAGUGAUUCUCCUGUCUUAGCCUCCCGAGUAGCUGGAACUACAGGCAUGAGCCACCACGCCCGGCUAAUUUUUUGUAUUUUUAGUAGAGAUGGGGUUUCACCAUGUUAGCCAGGAUGGUCUCGAUCUCCUGACCUCCGGUAAUCCGCCUGCCUUGGCCUCCCAAAGUGCUGGGAUUAUAGGCGUGAGCCACCACACCCAGCCUCAUGCCCUGGUUUUACGCCAGUGAGGCCCAUUUUGGACUCUGGCCUCCAGAACGGUGCGAUAAUAAAUGUGUGUGGUUCCCAGCCACUGCUGUCACAGCAGCCAGAACUCAUCGGGGUCAUUGCAGUCUUGAAGAGGGAGGUCGCUCGAGGCCUCCCAGAUCUGUGCACCUGCCUUCUGGGGCAUGGAAGGCAGGGGACAUUGACCUCUCCUUGGGGUCUGAGAUAUGCAUCAAACACAGUGCAGGCACCGGCCUUGAGGACCCCCUCCCCAAAACUGUCCCCCACGGCAGGACCCGGGCAAUGGAGGCCUCUCUUCCCUGUACCCCCAGCUGUCCUUAGAUAUGGAUCCUGGACUAAUGGUCCUGGAAGCUCUUAGCUCAAGGAGAAGGCAGAGUGUGGCUGUGAGUGGCCGGGGUCUCUCCCUAGAACAGAGGUGGCCCUACCCACUUGAUGCCUGGUAGUGUGGACAGCUCCCUCCCUCAGCUCCUGGCCAAGCCCUCGGCCCUUCCAAUCCGCCUCCUCUAUUCUGAGUAGGGCUCUUUCCCUCGGCCCUCUCGCAAGGUUACCUCGAACCCAUCCUCCCUCUCGUCCCCGCCCAGGGCAAGAGAUGCUGACAUCUCCCUUAGGAAAGGCCCUCUUGGAGGCCGGCCAAACCCAGAGGGGGCAGGGGUGAGAUGUGUGG
Molecule: messenger RNA, 3081 nt
Organism: Symphalangus syndactylus (siamang)
Lineage: Eukaryota; Metazoa; Chordata; Mammalia; Primates; Hylobatidae
Source: RefSeq, a predicted model, not a curated record